Messenger RNA from Stylophora pistillata, 2205 nucleotides. Its product is annotated as succinyl-CoA:acetate/propanoyl-CoA:succinate CoA transferase. Gene Ontology annotation, cellular component: mitochondrion. Gene Ontology annotation, biological process: acetate metabolic process. Gene Ontology annotation, molecular function: acetate CoA-transferase activity. The record is from RefSeq and is a predicted model, not a curated record. NCBI's taxonomy places the organism in Eukaryota, Metazoa, Cnidaria, Anthozoa, Scleractinia, Pocilloporidae.
UUCUCAUAAGCGGGGAUUGUGGACAGUAAGGUCAUGUUUUAGCUAUUUAUUUGAAGGAAAACAUGGCGUUCUUAUCGUCACAGCUUCCAAAGUUAUUUCGGCCGUCUCCCUUUUCGAUCUUCCAGCAAUCAAGGGCCGUUAGUUAUUUUGUAAGCAGCGAAAUCCGCAAAGAAUACGGUAAACAAAGCUGUCAGUGGCGAUGUAUUUGGCGGGGAAAUUCAAGCUAUAGAAGGACAUCUCUUAGCCCAUUAGUUACACUGUCUUAUUUUCGUUACAACGUAGGUCAUCGUAACUUCUACACAUAUUCUGCAGAACCAUUUCAUCCUUUGCCAGGGAAAACGCCAGCAUGGAAAUCUGCCGAAGAAGCUGUAGAAGUGAUCGAAUCAGGAAUGAAGGUGUUUGUGCAUGGAGGGGCAGCUACCCCUCUGCCACUCCUUGAUGCAGUGGCUAAGAGAGGAAUAGAAGCUGGCUUAAAGAAUGUUGAAUUGAUUCAUAUCCACACAGAGGGAUCAGGAGAAGUGGUAAAGCCUGAAUAUGAUGGAAUUUUCAGAAGCAACUCCUUAUUUAUUGGAGCAAACUGUCGCAAAGCUGUCAAUGAAGGACGUGCAGACUUUACACCUAUCUUCCUGAGCGAGAUUCCACUGCUUUUCCAACGGAAGAUAAUUGACUUAGAUGUGGCUCUGAUACAAGUAAGCCCACCAGACAAACAUGGAUUUUGUACACUUGGUCCAAGUGUAGAUUGUACAAGAGCUGCCAUUCAGAAUGCUAAAUAUAUUAUAGGACUUGUGAACCCUCGCUGUCCUCGCACUCAUGGACCAGGAGGAAUCCACCAAUCCCAUCUCGAUGUGCUGUGUGUCUCAGAGUUUAAUCUCCCAGAACUGAAGAUCAAUCCUGAGUCUCCAGAGGAAGCCAAAAUUGGUCAGAUAAUUGCUGAUAAUCUUGUGGAGGAUGGUGCCACUCUUCAAAUGGGAAUUGGUUCUAUACCAGAUGCCUGCUUGAGUCGAUUGAUGGAUCAUAAAGAUCUUGGCAUCCAUUCAGAGAUGUUCAGUGAUGGUGUGGUAGCUCUGACUGAGAGGGGAGCCAUCACAAACGCUUUUAAGAAAGUGUUACCUGGUCGAUGUGUGGGAAGUUUUGUGAUCGGAACAGAGAAAGUGUUUGAAUUCAUCGACAAUAACCCUUUUGUAGUGAUGUUGGAUGUUGGAUUUGUUAACUUGGUGUCAGUGAUUGCUCAGAAUCCUAAAGUGACAGCUAUUAACUCGUGUAUUGAGGUGGAUCUCACUGGGCAAAUUGUUUCAGACUCUAUAGGAACACGAAUGUAUUCAGGUGUUGGAGGCCAAAUAGACUUUUUACGCGGAUCAGCGUUAGCGCUUGAUGGAAGUGGUAAACCAAUCCUAGCACUGAAUUCCGUUACCAAGAAAGGAGAGUCAAAGAUUGUUCCUUUCUUGAAAGAAGGUGGAGGCGUUGUGACAACUCGUGCGCAUGUGCAUUACAUUGUGACUGAAUAUGGAAUCGCUUACUUGUUUGGAAAGAAUCUUCGGCAAAGAGCUUAUGAACUGAUUAAGAUCGCUCAUCCCGAUCACAGAGAAUCGUUGGAGAAAGCUGCUUUUGAGAGACUUAAAUGUAUGCCAUCGCCUGAUUAAGGCACGAACUCGGCACGCGAGUCUGGGACCAAGUCCCGUGCUUGACACAUGACUUUGUUUAAACUCUCCGGAAUUUUGGGUAAAUCAAGUAUGCAAUCAGCAGAAAAGACUUUCUGAAUUAAAUUUCUUAUAGGAAAGGUUAUAAUUACAUUGUUUAAUUAUCAGAAUUACCAUUGCUGAAUUAUUACACAGUUACCAUGUCGGUAAUUUGCUUUUGUCGCACACCUAGUUUAAGAACGAGCAACCUUAUAUUGACGAAUCCGAGCGCGCGCAGGAACUGAGAGAUUUUACGACGUAGAACAUUGUACAGGGAAGAGAUGAGUUAUCAAACAACGCUCUCUCAGGAAUAACCUUUCUUUUAUUCUUCGAUGCAUGAACAGCAAAUUUUUUCAAUGAGGAAAUAAUUACUUUCCUCUGCCACUGCACAGUUAUUUUAAAAUGAUACAGUAACUACUGCAAGUCAUAGGCAUGUGUAAACCCAUUAACUCCUUUGAGCGACAAUUUCUCCCAACAACAACGAUGCAACAUCCAGCAGACAAGUGAUGAGAAUAAAGAAAAAUAUCAA